GGGAGCCGCGAUAGCCGGGUGGGAAGGGGAGACGUGCCCGGCCCGUAAAAGUUCAUAUCCCCAAUGGAUGAUGAAGUAUGCAGAAGCAUCUGAGUGCAAAGAGGUUUUUUCCUGACCAGCUUCAUUCAGGUGUCCUAUAUUAGUCAAGACUGUGAAGAAAUUCCAGAAUUCCUAGGAAGAAAAUAUGGACAUAUGGCAAAAAGGCUAGAUCUUAGCUUCAACUUGUUAAGGUCACUAGAAGGACUGAAAACAUUCAGUUACUUGGAAGAGCUGAUCUUGGACAACAAUCUACUCGGAAAUGACCUUCUGUUACCCAAGUUACCCCACCUCCAUACCUUAACGCUCAACAAGAACCAAAUAACAGAAUUAGAAAGCCUUUUGAACCAUUUGGCUGAAGUUGUGCCCUCACUACAGUAUCUCAGUCUGCUUGGAAACGUGGCAUGCCCAAAUGAGCUGGUCUGCAAAGAGAAGGAUGAAGAUGACUACCAGAGGUACAGGUAUUUUGUCCUGCACAAAUUGACAAACCUGAAAUUUCUUGAUACUCGGAAAGUAACCAGGAUGGAGAAAGAGGAAGCCUUACUAAGAGGUGCCUUCAUGAAAGUGGUUAAGCCCAAGGAUGCUAAGGCCUCUGGUGAUGCUGCUUCUACCUCUCCAGAGAUGCACUAUACACCUCUGCCUUCAGGAUCCAGAGACCUCACCAAUCACAGAGGUAUUUUGGGAAAAUGCCGCUACAUUUACUAUGGAAAACAUUCAGAGGGCAACAGAUUCAUCAGAGAUGACCAGCUAUAAAACACAGCAUUGUUUUGUGCCUCUUCAGUCCCUCCACAUAAGAAGCACAAAUUGCAUCUAAAUUUCAAGCAUGUAACUAAAGUCCUCUAGUGCCUUCUGCUGACUUUGCCAAGCCUGUCAAGAUCAUCCUUCUAUCUUAGUCUGAGUAGUCACAUAGAGAUUGACAUGAUUGCCUUUAAGCAGGUCCCAUCCACCAGGGUGACAGCCAGCUGCAGCCAAGCACCCGGCCUGGCAGGAGGAGCACCGUGAUGGAUUGCCUGGUCCAAUUGCUGCUCGCAGAAGAGCAGAGGUCACACCUGGUGCUUCAGUGAGGAUGCUCCAUUGGUCGGCGCCUUAGCAAAAGCAGCGCGGUUUAUCUCCAGCUUGCCUGUUGAGUGAAAGUGGCUGGCGAUAUCAAAGUGUUUAUAAAAGAGAGGCUAUAGUUUCAGAUGAAAAACCCCUUAUCGGUUCUUCCCACCCCCCACCCCCCCCCCCCCCGUGUGAAUUAAGUGCUUGUGUUUCUAUCAUCUUGUACAUGCUUACACAAAUUCUGUCACUGCGAUUUUUUUGUUUGGUGUUCCUCCACCCUCCCACCCCAGAUGAGUCUAGAUAGAUUAUUUUUUCUUCCAACAGGGAAAAAAAAAAAUCCUGAAAAUAUUUUGGCCAUGCAAAGUACUAUCAAUUUGUAUAGCUCUUUUUAUGCAAAGGAAACAGAUUUAAGCAAUUUUACAAACAAAAUUUGCUAAUUCUUUAAUUACAUCUCAACAUUUACUAACUCUGACCUUCAGAAAAGCAAUCAUUUUUUUAAUGCUGCAGAAUAGUGGCACAGCUUAACUGUACAUGCUUGGAAGACGCCCUCAAUUGUUAUAUUGGCAGUGUGUAUUAUUCCUGGUUUAUUACACAAGAUAAUUUGUACAGAGAUAGCAUUUAGAAUUAAAUGUUUAAAUUUGGAAAGAAAAAAGUGCUUAAAAGGAAUGAUAUAAAAUAAAAUUGCCACCAGAUAGGUAUGAUUAUUCAGAGGGGAAAAAGUCAGUAAAAGUAACUGGUGCAAUUAACAUGAUUAACAGUUUUAUUAAUAUGUUACAGAGACAAGUUAUUAACCCAUUUUGAUGUCUAUGUAAGAAAGGCUAUUGUCAAAUUUUCAGUGGAAAAAAUAAAAAUGUAUGGCAUAUUUCGUGCAUUUCUGAUGAACAAGUUGGACAUAUUUAGAAUCAUAAACUUGUUAGUGUGAAAAAAAAUCCCAAUACUUCAUGUAUAUCUUGUGUUAAGUGCCACUUGAUACAAUGGGAUUAGCCAAGGAAUAUGCAAAAAUGCUGACCUCUGGACUGUUCCAAACCUGUGCGUAUUGGUCCCAGUUGAGAGCCAUCAAUGUCUGAUUGUUCUUGUCUUCUUUGAAAUUACUUGGUGGUCUUUAUUCACUUACCUGGCUGAAAAAAUUGUCAGGUUUUAGAAGUUGCCUACUUUGGGGGGCUAUUGAGCUGGUGUUGCACGUGGAACUCAACUGGAUAUUGAAGCCAAUCAUUAAAUCAGGUUUGACUGAUGAAAAAGAAUGAAACACUGGCAGAGUGACAAAGGAAAGCUUGCUGCUGUUGAACAUUUCAGGCCUUACUCAGUAAAUGUAAGCCUUCGCUCACUCUGAAAGUCUAUAAUAAAUCUGUAACAGAUACUUAAAAUCAGGGAUGAAUGUAGAAGGAUCCAGUUCACACCACCUGUGGUUCAAAUUGAGUUCUGAGCUGUUUGCCAGACACAAAUUGGUGUCUGGAAAAGCACAUUUGGGCCACUUUUAACACCUCUGCUAUUGUCAUACAUGGCUAGAAAUGAAAUGCCAAUUCACAUUAGAAGUCCUAGGAGAUAUUAGAUAAAGGGAAACCACAUGCCUCUCUUUAAUCAAAAAUAUUAUUAGAAAUAUUUAGGGCACUUGUCACUUCUCUUGGUCACCAAAAUAACAGCAAUCCUAGUUUGUUCCUAUCAUACUGUGUGUUUUGAAGCCUCCACACAUUUAGGCCAUGGCAUAUUACAGGCAGCAGGGUUCUGAAUAGGGGUGUUUAGAAUAAUCUGAUGUCACUUUCAGUCUGGUUGCAUAUAUGUUCUUGUCUUUAUAGAAGGCUUUAACCCUGCCUCAAACAAUAAACAGCACUUGCAAACUGA
Strigops habroptila (Kakapo) is the source of this 2916-nucleotide messenger RNA. It is a transcript of the gene LRMDA, whose product is annotated as leucine rich melanocyte differentiation associated. Gene Ontology annotation, molecular function: protein binding. NCBI's taxonomy places the organism in Eukaryota, Metazoa, Chordata, Aves, Psittaciformes, Psittacidae. The transcript has 8 exons. Gene Ontology annotation, biological process: melanocyte differentiation. The coding region runs from base 193 to 789 and encodes 198 amino acids. The record is from RefSeq and is a predicted model, not a curated record.